CCACCACCGCGCCCCCCCACCGUGAUGCCUGCGGCAUGAGCGCCCCGGCCGCCGCCCGAGGCAGCCCUCCCCGGAAGGCGCGCGCGCCCGGGGUGGAGCCGACGGCGGCCGACGACGCGAGGCGCCGAGUCGUGGUCGACGGCUUCGAGAAGAAGGCCGGGGUCAAGCGCCCCAUCGCCGAGGCCCUCGAGCGCGGGCUCCACGGCGUGGCGUGCCCGGGCGGCGAGCCGCUGUCCGACGGCUCGUCGGCCUUCAAGGCCUACAAGACGCAGUACAAGCGCCUGUGCACGCACCUCCGACAGAACGCGUCCCUCGCCAAGAGGCUCGCGUCGGGGGAGCUGGCCGGGGAGCGCCUCGCCGCCAUGGGCGACGAGGACCUCAUGGCCACGGAGUGGCGCAGCGAGCUGAUGCAGUUCCGGCAGGAGUCUCUCCAGGAGGCGCUGGGCGUCGCCGCCGAGGACUCAGGGCACUGGACGCCGUCCGAGAACUACGCCUGCCCCCGGUGCGAGGGCGAGAAGUGCAUCUACCUGCAGUCGUUCAAGGGCUCGCACCAGUACGACGACAACAACAUGGAGCCCGUCAUCACGAUACGGUGCACGGGCUGCAUGCACGUCUGGAAGGAGGACGACCAGGAGGGAGGCCGCCUCGCCUCUGGCAGCCUCAUCGUGGAGGACACCGCGCCGCCGCAGGCUCCGCCCGCGCCGAGGGCGCUGCGGCAGUCGGAGGGGACGACUGCGGUGCUGGGGCAGGUGCGCGAGGCGCCUGGGGGCGAUGAGAAACGGCCAGCAAUCUGGCGUGACGAGGGGCUUCACCGGAGCUGGCUGCUGCCGAACGCGUCGGGCUGA
Molecule: messenger RNA, 845 nt
Organism: Prorocentrum cordatum
Lineage: Eukaryota; Dinophyceae; Prorocentrales; Prorocentraceae
Source: the annotation of a GenBank genome assembly